AUGCUUGUCAAACAUUUAUCUGAACCAUGGUUUUCUUUAAUUUAUUGUGGAAAAAAAACAAUCGAAAUUCGUCUUGAUAAAGGUCAUUUUCAUGAAUUAAAACCACAAGAUACAGUUGAAUUUUUUAAUGACGAUUUAGGUUUUAAUAUGCGUCGAAAAUUUUGUGUACGAGUUAUAUCAAUUGAACAAUUCGAUACAUUUGAAUCACUAUUAGAAAAACAUCUUUUACAUGCUUUACCUACGGUUAAAUCAAUUGAAUUUGGUUGUCUAAUAUUAAAACAAUAUUAUUCUAAAGAUAAUGAAUUUGAUAAAUAUAAAAAAUUAGCAAUUAAUAUUGAACGUAUUAGUGCAGUUGUGAAUGAAUUACGUACUUCCGCAACUUCAUGUUAA
Molecule: messenger RNA, 390 nt
Organism: Rotaria sordida
Lineage: Eukaryota; Metazoa; Rotifera; Eurotatoria; Philodinida; Philodinidae
Source: the annotation of a GenBank genome assembly